AUGGACAGGAAAGCAGCCUUAUUGAACUCCGAGCCAAGCCCUCCCGAGUACGAAACAUUUCUCAGCCAUGCCGGAAAGCAGCUUGAGGCGGAGGAAAUUCGCCAAGUGCAGGAGAAAGACGCUGCCAGGACAGCAGCGGGAAAGUCGAUCAUAGCCAUGUCAAGCGGCCUGCCCAAUGCUCAGGGGUUCCCGAUUAUAGAGGCAGACUUUCGCCUGAGGGAUGGUUCUGUGUUGCACCUGGAUGAGGAGCAGAUGAAUAUCGCUAGCAACUACGGGCCAACAGCCGGAUACGUCCCACUCCGAGAGUGGUUACUCAAGCUUCAGAAACAAGAGCACCAACCUCCACAGCUUACCAGACCAAACCACCCAGAGGGUUUCAAACUUGCUGUCACUGCUGGAGCCUUUGAUGGACUUCGUUCUUUCAUAUAUUGUCUUAUGGACAAAGAAGAUAGCAUCAUCCUAGAGGACGAAGUAUACUGCUCUGUGACAUCUAUGGUAAAGCUCCACGGCUCGGCGGUUCCCAUAUCCCACGAUGACAAGGGAGUUCUGGUCGACGACCUGGAAGAACUGAUGUCCACUUGGCCACAGAAAUACCCGGACAGACCCAGACCCAAGGCGCUCUACGCCAUCACAGCUGGGAACAACCCCAGAGGCUACAACUGGACAGAGGAUCGUAUGGUGGACAUCUACUUGCUGUGCAGGAAACACAACCUUCUCAUUAUAGAAGACGGAGCCUACUACUUCAUGCAGUUUGGACAGGUAAGGAACACUGUGAAAUAA
This is a messenger RNA of Aplysia californica (California sea hare), 780 nucleotides long. Its product is annotated as kynurenine/alpha-aminoadipate aminotransferase, mitochondrial-like. The transcript has 8 exons. Bases 1 to 780 code for a protein of 259 amino acids. The record is from RefSeq and is a predicted model, not a curated record. Gene Ontology annotation, biological process: biosynthetic process. Gene Ontology annotation, molecular function: transaminase activity; pyridoxal phosphate binding. Lineage: Eukaryota; Metazoa; Mollusca; Gastropoda; Aplysiida; Aplysiidae.